Molecule: messenger RNA, 1137 nt
Organism: Uncinocarpus reesii 1704
Lineage: Eukaryota; Fungi; Ascomycota; Eurotiomycetes; Onygenales; Onygenaceae
Exons: 4
Coding region: 1-1137 (378 amino acids)
Molecular function (GO): O-methyltransferase activity
Source: RefSeq, a predicted model, not a curated record
AUGGAUGCAAUUGUGCAGCAGAUUCGCGAGCUCCACGCACAAGCAGACGAAGUGGGCAAGAUAAAAAUCAGCAAUGAGCUAGAUGCGCUGCAAUCGUCUUUGGAUAGUGACUGGGACACUAUCUUGAAACUGGCAGGCGGUCCGCUCCGGCAUGCUCUAGUUAAAAUAGGGGUAGAUUUGAAAAUCUUUGAGUCUCUCGUUGAGCGCACUUACAGCUCCUCCGAGCUGGUGGAGAAGACGGGCAUAUCGUUUGACUUGCUUGGGCGCAUCCUGCGCGGACAAGCAUCCUUUGGCCUGAUCCAAGAGGUAGGAGCCGGUGGAUACGCUGCGAAUCGGUUCACCAAGCUGUUCGCUGACUCGAAUGCAGCUGGCGCGGUGACCUACACCUUCGACGUCCUGAGGCCUAUUGCUUCCGCUUUCCCUGCUUUCCUCAAAGAGAGGGAGAAUGCGUCGAUCACAUCAACGCAUGAUACCGUCUUUCAGAAGGCAUUCGACACGAAGCUGAGCGGCUUUGAGUGGAUGAAGCAGCACCCAGAGACCUUUGGGAACCUGUUCAAGUUCCUUGCAUUGAGACCGAAUCGCGACUGGGUCGACUCAUUCCCCAUCGAAGACGAAAUCGCGUCGUUCAAUGAACCAGACAAGGCAAUCCUAGUGGACGUCGGCGGCGGUACUGGUGACCAGGCGCUCGUCUUCCGGAAGAAAUUCCCACAGCAUCCUGGCCGGGUCAUCGUGCAGGAGAUUCCAGAGACUCUGGCGCUCGCAAAGCCGCUUGAAGGAGUCGAAUUUAUGGAGCACGACUGCUUCAAGCCAAACCCCAUCCAGGGCGCGAAGUACUACUAUCUCCGGUAUGUCAUGCAUCUCUGGCAAGACGACAAGUGCGUGGAGGUCCUCAAGGCCCUGAUUCCAGCGCUGGGACCGCAGUCUCGCAUCCUCAUUGACGAGGUGGUUGUCCCUUCGUCCGAGGUGCCAUGGCAAGCGGCGUGUCAGAGUAUCCUCAUGGCCACGACCCUCGCGGGAGCAGAGCGGACUCUGGCGGAGUGGAUGAGGCUGCUUGAUGCAGCGGGACUCAAGAUCAUUGACAUCUUCACGUACGAUUCCAAUCUGCAGUCGGUCAUUGUGGCUGUUCCAAAGAAUUGA